Messenger RNA from Ostrea edulis (European flat oyster), 3415 nucleotides. RefSeq names its product vesicle-fusing ATPase-like. NCBI's taxonomy places the organism in Eukaryota, Metazoa, Mollusca, Bivalvia, Ostreida, Ostreidae. Bases 341 to 2575 code for a protein of 744 amino acids. Gene Ontology annotation, biological process: intra-Golgi vesicle-mediated transport; SNARE complex disassembly; Golgi to plasma membrane protein transport. Gene Ontology annotation, molecular function: ATP binding; ATP hydrolysis activity. Gene Ontology annotation, cellular component: Golgi stack. The transcript has 22 exons. The record is from RefSeq and is a predicted model, not a curated record.
CCGGAAGUUACAAGUUGGAGCUGUAAUCGAGGAAGAUUUUCAUAACCGUUUGCAUUUCUGGUCUACAAGGAAGCACAAUUCGUUCCAAUCACGACCUGAGGAUGAAAACGAAGAGGGAGUGAACAUCAACAUCAUAAUCAACAUUCGUUGAAUCGAUCUCAUCAAUAUUGACUUUUAAAAAGGUAGGAUAAAAACCGUUAGUUUUUUAUUAGGUUCUAUCAGAGAGCAACUCUGUAUAUACCCGAAAAAAACAGAACACGGACUUCUAUAUUUCUUUGACAAAGAUCCCUGUCAGUCCGAAUUUCGUCUGUCGAAGCAAGUCAGCUGACUAGCCAUCUGUAUGAGUUUGAAGAUGGCAAUGAAAGCGGGAAAGUGUCCAACGGACGAAUUGUCCACUACAAAUUUUGCUGUCACCUCCUCUCGGGACAUUGAUGACCAACAAUGCAGACAUGUAGAGAUCUUCACAACUCCACACAUGAAGUUUGUAUUUUCUGUGAAGAACUCGGAUCGUAUGCAAUCUGGAUAUGUGGGGUUCAACUUGAUGCAAAGAAGAUGGGCAAACAUCUCUUUGAAUCAAGACUUAACAGUGAAAGCUUUCAAGUUCAAUUCCAAGACGGAUACUAUAGGGACCGUUGUGUUAGAGGUGGACUUUCUUCAAAAGAAAAAUGCUAAUUCAGAUCCACAUGACACAGACAAAAUGGCAGCUGAGUUCCUUAUGCAGUUCAAUAAUAUGGCUUUCACAGAAGGUCAAAGUCUGGCUUUCCAGUUUGCUGAUAAAAAAUUACUGGUCCUCACAGUCAAAGAGAUAGAAGUGAUUGACUUUACCAAAAUGAAGGAUGGUGGUUCUGGGACUGAAAAGAGAUCUCCUUUGGGUUUGCUAACUCCCAAUACUGCAGUGGUGUUUGAAAAAGUAGAGAACUCCACAAUCAAUUUAAUCGGAAAAUCUAAGAGUAAGCAGGCCUUUACAUCCAUCAUUAACCCAGACUGGGACUUCAAUAAAAUGGGGAUAGGAGGUUUGGACAAUGAAUUCUCAGCAAUCUUCAGGAGGGCUUUUGCCUCUCGUGUGUUCCCGCCAGAAGUUAUAGAACAGUUAGGAAUGAAGCAUGUAAAGGGUAUCCUUCUGUUUGGUCCUCCAGGAACAGGAAAAACUCUGAUGGCCAGACAAAUAGGGAAAAUGCUAAAUGCCAGGGAACCUAAGAUAAUAAAUGGACCACAGAUUCUUGAUAAAUAUGUUGGAGAGUCAGAGAAAAACAUAAGAAUGCUCUUUGCUGAAGCAGAAGAAGAAGAACAAAGGUGUGGCCUUCACAGUGGACUACAUAUCAUUAUUUUUGAUGAGAUUGAUGCCAUUUGCAAAUCUAGAGGAUCUGUGGCUGGAAACACUGGGGUCCAUGAUACGGUGGUGAAUCAGUUGUUGUCAAAGAUUGAUGGUGUGAAUCAGCUGAACAACAUCCUUGUUAUAGGAAUGACCAAUAGAAAGGACAUGAUUGAUGAAGCUUUACUGAGACCGGGGAGAUUAGAAGUACAAAUGGAAAUUGGUUUACCAGAUGAAAAGGGUAGGGUCCAAAUACUAAACAUUCACACAACGACAAUGAAAGAAAAUGGAAAAUUGUCUCCUGAUGUUGAUAUAGAAGAACUGGCUGCUCUCACUAAGAAUUUCAGUGGUGCUGAAAUUGAAGGAUUGGUGAAGGCAGCUCAGUCAACAGCCAUGAACAGACUAAUUAAAGCUACAAACACUGUGGAAGUGGACCCAGAUGCCGUGGAGAAAUUGUUUAUCACAAGGAAAGACUUCAUGCAUGCUCUAGAACAUGACUGCUCUCCUGCAUUUGGCAGCAGUAAAGAGGAGUUUGAGAAAUAUAUUGGCAAUGGGAUCAUCACUUGGGGAGAUCCUGUUCAGAGAGUGUUAGAGGAUGGGGACCUUCUCAUUUCUCAGACCAAAACUACUACAACUACACCCCUGGUCACAGUCCUUGUUGAAGGUCCACCUCAUAGUGGAAAAACAUCUCUGGCAGCACAGAUAGCCAAAAAUUCUGACUUCCCAUUCAUCAAAGUUAUCAGCCCAGAGAACAUGAUUGGCUUCACAGAACCUGCCAAGUGCCAGACCAUCAAGAAGAUGUUUGAUGAUGCAUACAAAUCUCCUCUUAGCUGUAUUAUUGUUGAUGACAUUGAAAGAUUAUUAGAUUAUGUUCCUAUUGGUCCUCGAUUCUCUAAUCUAGUCCUUCAGGCUCUGCUGGUAUUAUUAAAGAAAACACCACCAAAGGGUCGCAAACUUUUGGUGAUUGGAACUACCAGUAGAAAAGAUGUCCUUCAGGAAAUGGACAUGGCUCAGAUAUUUGGUACAAUCACUCAUGCUUCUAAUAUAUCUACUAGUGAACAUCUAAUGGCAGUCCUGGAAAAUGUGGAUGCUUUUAACAGCAAUGAAUUGGAAAUACUAAGAAGAAAAACUGCAGGCAAAAGGUUGUGGAUUGGAAUCAGGAAAUUAUUGGUUCUCAUAGAAAUGUCAAGACAGAUCAGUGAAUCACACAGAAUCCCCAAAUUUUUGUGUGUUUUGGAAGAGGAAGGUGGACUAGAAAUGUAGAGACAUCUUUGUUAAAAUUUAAUUAUCAUUUGUUAGUGUUUAGAAUAAACUACAGUCACUGUGUCUAUAGUCUGUGACAGGUUUAGUGAAAAUGGUAUCUAGUUAUUUAUUAUGUUUUAGCAUGUAAUUAAAAAUGUUUUUAAGCAGUUUUGAACCUGUAAUUAUAUGCAAGUUUGUAGUGUUUACACUGAAUGGAGCAUAUUUUUUUAUUGUCAAGAUAUUAAAGACAAAAGGAUUGGGCACAAUUUCUUAAAACUUUGAACUCCCUCUCCUAGUGUUCACACUAGAGGAAGCAGUCACUUAAAGCUGUACAUGAUAACUUAAAAGAAAGUAUUGCAGAAUUUAGGUUUGGUUGUUAAGCAGGAAUUUGUGGAGUGUUUUAUUUGUACAUUGUAGACACAGAGUAAUGAAUAUUGGAUGUUGUGAUCUUAAGUACAAUAUUGUCUUUGUAGGAUGAUAAAGGAAACUGGUUAAGUCAUUUAAAGAAUUGUUUCAUUGGAAUGAAUUCUGUGUUGCAGGUAUUAAAAUGCUGAUGUAUAGAAAAAUAGCAUUUGUUAGACAAUAAGUGCAAUAGAAAUAAAGUUUUUGUCUUAGAACAGCAUCAACAUAAAAUGUACAUGUAUCAAAAUGUUCUCAAGAUGUAUAUAUUGCAAAAAAUAAUGCCACUGUGAUGUUAGAAGCAGAACUAAAUGUAACUGAUGUUCACAUGUUCAGAUGACAAUAUAAAACUUUAACAAUUUAGAUCAUUCCGAAUGGUGUGAAAUGAAAUCAAUGCUCAUAUUAUUAUGUGAUAAAUGACAACAUAAUAAAGAGAAGUGGUUCAUGUAACCUUUACACAUA